AUGUUGCUGAGAGUUUUCGUGUGUGUAUUGCAAGCCAAGGACCUGCCCGUGAAGGACUCAUGUGUGAAGCUUAAACUUGGCAAGUUUAAGUGCAAAACUAGGACAUUGAGGAACACGUCUAACCCUGUUUGGAACAAAGAGUUUGGUUUCAAGGUGCAUGAUGCGAAGGACGUGCUUCUUGUGUCUGUUGCUAAUCAUAGUGAUGAGUGGAGGGUGAGCAAUGGUUGUGUGAAUUUUGUAGGUGAGGUACGGAUUCCGGUAGGUUCAGUAGCUUUUGAGGAUAAGCAAACCUUGCUGCCCACGUGGUUUUCUCUUGAAAGUCCCAGGAGUGGCAAAUUUUUCAAUAAAUUUUGUGGGAAAAUUCUCCUUACCAUUUCCCUUCAUGGUAAAGGCCGUGCUUCUUUUAUCAAUCAUAAGUAUUCUCCAAAUUCAAUUAGUGCAAUUGAGGACUCAAGAGAUUUGGAAGCUUUGCAUAUUUCAUCUCAGGCACAUUGUCGUAAAAUGGGUGAAGGCAAACACUUGUUAAAGGUUAUUGCUAAUCGUCUGGAUAGGAUUUUCAAUAAGAAAGGAAGCUCGAAACCUGUGGAUUUUUCAGAGCCAUCCAAUUCAUUAUCUGAUGAUGAAGAUAGUGUGCAGAAAAAUUCACCUCCUAGUAGCUUUGAAGAAGCCAUUGCACUAAUGGAGUCAAGAGAUAAGAAACCAGAAAUGCCUGAAAAUUUGCAGGGUGGUAUUCUAGUAGAUCAGUUUUAUGUAGUGUCUCCAAAUGACCUUAAUGUGUUUCUUUUUGCACCCAAUUCACAGUUUAGGAAAGAUUUGGAAGAACUACAAGGAACAACAAAUGUGCAAGAGGGGCCUUGGACAUGGAAACACGGAGACAUGUCAUGUUUAACAAGAGUUGUUUCUUAUACAAAAGCUGCUACAAAAUUAGUUAAGGCAGUUAAUGCCUUUGAGGAGCAAACCUACAUUAGAGUGUGCAAAAAGGAAUUUGCUAUACUUGUUAGUGUAAGAACACCAGAGGUCCCAUACGGAAAUACAUUUAGGACUGAAUUACUUUACAAGAUAAUGCCUGGAGGAGAGGCAUCUUGUGGAGAGGAAUGUUCCCACCUUGUUGUAUCAUGGGGCAUUGUCUUUCUCCAAAGCACAAUGAUGAAAGGCAUGAUAGAAGGUGGUGCAAGACAAGGAUUGAAGGAGAGUUUUAACAAGUUCUCCACCAAGCUUGCUCAGAAUUUUAAGGUGCUAGAUAUGCCAGAUUUGUCAGAAAAGGAACAUUUGUUGGCUACUUUGCAAACAGAAGACCAGUGGAAUUGGUGGCAGGCAAUUAAGUACUUUUGGAAUUUGACAGUGGUUUCUACCAUUUUUAUGUUUUUGUAUGUGUUGGUGCAUAUUUUAAGGUGUGGUCCAAGUCAACCUCAGGGCUUGGAAUUUAGGGGGAUUGAAUUGCCAGAUAGUUUUGGAGAGCUGAUUACAAGUGGAGUUUUGAUCAUCCAGUUGCAGCGUGUUUAUAAUAUGGUGUCUCACUUUGUGCAAGCUAGAUUUCAAAUGGGAACUGACCAUGGCCUCAAAGCUCAUGGUGAUGGAUGGGUUCUUACCGUGGCUUUAAUUGAGGGGGUUGACUUGGCCUCCUUGGAGUCAGAAGGGUUGUCAGAUCCCUAUGUGGUUUUCACCUGUAAUGGACAAAUAAGGUCAAGUUCUGUCAAGCUUCAAACAUCUGACCCUCAAUGGAACGAGAUAUUAGAGUUUGAUGCUAUGGAAGAACCACCAUCAGUUUUAGAUGUGGAAGUUUUUGAUUUUGAUGGUCCAUUUGACCAGGAUGUUUCACUCGGACAUGCUGAGAUCAAUUUCCUAAAGCACACAUCAACAGAACUGGCAGACAUGUGGAUCAUGCUUGAAGGAAAGCUGGCUCAGUCUUCUCAGUCAAAGUUGCAUUUGAGAAUUUUCUUGGACAAUAAUAAAGGAGUUGAAACAAUUAAGGAAUAUUUGGAGAAGAUGGAAAAGGAAGUUGGUAAAAAGUUGAAUCUUAGAUCACCUCAAAGGAAUUCUACAUUCCAGAAAUUGUUUGGGUUGCCUCCGGAAGAAUUUCUAAUCAAAGAUUUCACUUGUUAUCUGAAGAGAAAAAUGCCUUUACAGGGUCGUCUGUUUCUUUCAGCAAGGAUUCUGGGGUUUUAUGCCAAUCUGUUUGGACAUAAAACCAAGUUUUUCUUCCUUUGGGAAGAUAUUGAAGAAAUACAAGUGCUUCCUCCAUCAUUGGCAUCAGUAGGAAGCCCUACAUUGGUCAUAAUUCUGCGACAAGGACGAGGUCUUGAUGCAAGGCAUGGUGCAAAGACUCAAGAUGAACAAGGAAGACUUAGGUUUCAUUUUCAAUCAUUUGUUUCGUUUAGUGCUGCCUCCAGAACAAUAAAGGCCUUGUGGAGAACAAGAAUACUGAAUCCCUAUCAGAAAGAACAAAUUACAGAAGAGCAUGAAGAUCAAGAAGGCUUGGUAAUUCCAGAAGACUCUGGAUCUAUCCUAGAGGAUGAAGCAAAAAUGUCCAAAAUUUUCUCAGCAGAACUUCCAAUUAAGAUGAGAUCUGUGAUGGGAAUUUUUUAUGGAGGGAACCUGGAGCAUAAAAUUAUGCAGAGAACUGGAUGUUUGAAUUAUGAAACCACAGCAUGGGAACUAGUAAAGCCUGAUGUCUUUGAAAGGCGUGUUUCAUAUCAAUUCAAUCGGCACGUGUCAGCUUUUGGUGGUGAAGUUACAUGUACACAACAAAAGUUUCCAAAUGCAAACACUGGAGGUUGGACUGUGAUUGAAGUUAUGGCUCUUCACGGUGUCCCAUUUGCUGAUCACUUCCAUAUUCAUUUCAGGUUCGAAAUUGAGAAAUCCUCUCUUGGUGACUGUGCUUGCAAGUGUGAUGCUUACAUUGGUAUUAUGUGGCUUAAGAGCUCUAAGUUUCAGCAAAGGAUCAACCGGAACAUAACAGCCAAGUUUAGCUUUCGACUGAAGGAAAUAUUUGAAUUGGUUCAGAAAGAGAUUUUGUUAAUGUCUCAGAACUCACAUGGAUGA
Messenger RNA from Abrus precatorius (Indian licorice), 3042 nucleotides. Its product is annotated as C2 and GRAM domain-containing protein At5g50170. The record is from RefSeq and is a predicted model, not a curated record. NCBI's taxonomy places the organism in Eukaryota, Viridiplantae, Streptophyta, Magnoliopsida, Fabales, Fabaceae. The transcript has 9 exons. The coding region runs from base 1 to 3042 and encodes 1013 amino acids.